AUGUUACAAGGUUUAACCCUUCUUUCUGAUGUUGAUACCACGGUUGAGUCUGAAUCGAACAUUGAUUCAUCUCUUCAAGCGUCCCAUGUUUCCUUUAAAACCGAACCUGAAGGGAAAGAACCCGAACCUGAAGGGUCCGAAGAAGCUAGCACUAUCGAAGUUAGUAAGAGAAAGUCGGUCUCUUCAGAUCCUUUGGCAGUCCGUUUUGAUGAUGCUUCUCUCCAGCUUUCUCCAAAGCGAUCAUGCAAUUCCUGCUUUUCGAAACCCCAAUAUCAAGGUCCCGAGGGUAUUGCUCACAUCUCUUCACUUGAUGGAAAUCCUAAAACUUAUGAGCUAUUUCAUGAUUGUCUUGUUUUUUCCGAUCCUGAUCUUAUCGUUACCAUUGAUGCCAUCCCUGCCUUUCCUCUAUCCUCCGCUCCCCUUGCUUCCAUUACUGAUCUUGCUUCCAUUAAAUCAGAUUUUCCCAUUCUUAUUACCAUCCCACUUCCUAUGUCUCUAGCUUCCUCCCUUCCGUCGUUUCUUCUGCCUUUUGCAAAUACUAAGUUCGUUCAGCCUCCCGAUAUUAAGGGAAUGAAGGAUGAGGAAGGGAUGGACAAAGCUCGAUCUCACAUUUUGGAAGGUCUUCACUAUAUGAACGAGUCUUUAGAGAGGGAGAAUGUAGGCCUUAAUCAAGAGAAUGACGUACUUGUUGCUGAGAAUGGGCGAUUACUUCGAGAUCUAGAUGGAUAUUACUGUCAUCAUGAGGAAUUGAAAAAGUUGAAUGAAGACAUACAAGCGAAGAUAAAUGAUGAGUGUGCCCUCCAUGUGAUCGCAGCGAAGGAACUGGAGGAAGCCACUAAGAAGGUUUCUAAUUUGAAUGCAACUUGUUAUGAGAAAGACGUUCGAAUCAAAAAGGCGGAGAUCGAAUUGGUUGAGUGUCAGACGACUGUGAAAGAUCAAAUCUUAUGUAUUCAUGAACUACUAACUAAAUCUUCCACUGCUAAGCAAGAAGCUUUAUUCCAUCAAUAA
Lactuca virosa is the source of this 1008-nucleotide messenger RNA. The record is from the annotation of a GenBank genome assembly. NCBI's taxonomy places the organism in Eukaryota, Viridiplantae, Streptophyta, Magnoliopsida, Asterales, Asteraceae.